Molecule: messenger RNA, 2786 nt
Organism: Notechis scutatus (mainland tiger snake)
Lineage: Eukaryota; Metazoa; Chordata; Lepidosauria; Squamata; Elapidae
Gene: PIAS4
Product: protein inhibitor of activated STAT 4
Biological process (GO): regulation of transcription by RNA polymerase II; protein sumoylation
Cellular component (GO): chromatin
Molecular function (GO): zinc ion binding; transcription coregulator activity; SUMO ligase activity
Source: RefSeq, a predicted model, not a curated record
UCCCUCCACCUGUCCCCGGCGCGUUGGACGCUGGAAGCCAAGAUGGCGGCGGAGCUGGUGGAGGCGAAAAACAUGGUGAUGAGCUUCCGGGUUUCUGACUUGCAGAUGUUGCUCGGAUUUGUGGGCCGGAGCAAAAGUGGACUCAAACACGAACUGGUAACUCGGGCUUUGCAACUGGUCCAGUUCGACUGCAGCCCGGAACUCUUCAAGAAGAUCAAAGAGAUCUAUGAGACUCGAUAUGCCAAGAUCUCCGAACCGGGACAACCCGCCCAGCAGCAGCCGCUCCCCCCACCGCCCCCACAGCACCGACCUCCUUCCGAAACCCUUUCCAUCCACUCGUCUUACGACCGCAACAGCGCGGUAACCAGGACUGGUCUUUCGACGACCCCCAACAUAGACUAUCCCUCGCUCUACGGAAAGUAUUUAAACGGACUUGGACGGUUGCCGGUCAAACCGGUGAAACCCGAAGUCCGGUUGGUGAAGCUUCCCUUCUACACUAUCCUGGAUGAACUGUUGAAGCCCACGGAACUCGUCCCGCAGAACAACGAGAAACUUCAAGAGAGCCCCUGCGUCUUCGCCCUGACGCCGCGACAGGUGGAGCUGAUCAAGAAUUCCAGGGAGUUGCAGCCGGGCGUGAGAUCAGUCCAGGUUGUCCUCAGAAUCUGCUACACAGAUACCAGCUGCCCUCAGGAAGAUCAAUACCCACCGAAUAUCGCCGUCAAAGUCAACCACAGUUAUUGUUCGGUUCCGGGCUACUAUCCUUCCAACAAGCCCGGGGUAGAGCCGAAGAGGCCUUGUCGUCCCAUCAACCUUACUCAUCUCAUGUACCUGUCUUCCGCCACCAACCGCAUCACCAUCAUCUGGGGGAAUUACGGGAAGAGCUACUCCGUGGGCCUCUUCCUGGUGCGACAGACAACGUCAUCAGAGUUGUUGCAGCGAUUAAAAACCAUCGGCAUUAAACACCCGGAACUGUGCAAGGCCCUCGUCAAAGAGAAGUUGCGGCUGGAUCCAGAGAGCGAAAUUGCCACCACUGGCGUCCGAGUAUCUUUAAUAUGCCCGCUGGUAAAGAUGCGCCUGUCGGUACCGUGUCGGGCGGAAACGUGUGCCCACCUGCAGUGCUUCGAUGCAGUUUUCUACCUGCAGAUGAACGAGAAGAAACCCACGUGGAUGUGUCCGGUGUGUGACAAACCAGCCACGUAUGAUCAGCUGAUGAUCGAUGGGCUCCUAUCGAAGAUCUUGAAGGAAUGUGAAGAUGCAGAUGAGAUAGAGUACCUGGUGGAUGGCUCCUGGCGUCCGAUCAAAGCAGAGAAGGAGAGGAGCUACAGCCCUCAGUGUCCGAUACUCGUCGUGGGCGGAUCCACAGGGGGCACAUCGGACGUCAACGGGGCGCCCCCUCCCGCCCCCAGUGUGGAGAACGGUAAGAUUCCGGCUGACGUGGUCGACUUGACACUGGACAGCUCGUCCUCAGAAGAGGAGGAAGAAGAGGAGGAGGAAGAUGACAACGGUGGUGGACCCAAGAGGAAAGUCCCCCGCCUGUAUAAGAACGGUCUCGCCUCCGCCUGCUGACUGCCGGCGGCACCGGGUCACCUCCACGUGGGAAAGCUUGAAUUCCUCGGUGCUUACUCAGAUAAAUGGGGCGGGGCGGGGUAUCUUAUCCCGUCUCCCCCCACUCACCCAACCUUUUACCUUGUCCUCCUCCAAAGCAUCCUUGGACUUCCCGAUUAUUCCAAGUUUAAAAAAAAAAUGACUUCGUUUUUAAUCGGAAACAAACAGACCCAUCUGGAUGAGCGCUGAUGCAUGGCUGAAAGACAUCCCCCCUUGACCACCAUCACCUCGCAACCUAACGCCUCUUCGUCUCUCCGCCUUCGGCUCAGCUUUUGAACCGCCAUUGGACGGUGAUUGGGUUUGGGAGGGGGGUUGGGGAGGGCGCGCCUGUCCUGCACGCAGUUCUUUGGGAAUGGCCACCGACUCUCUCUCUAUCCCCAAACGUUCCUUGUCGUCCUCCUCCCCAACCCUCCUUUGCUUUCUGGUUAAACCUGGCUGGUGGGAACUGAUUCCGCUACCGGCCAGUUUCCAGGACUUUUCACGGGUGUCCACGUUUAUGUCUUCUUCGGGUUUUUUCUUCUUCUUUGUGUUCCAUCGGCCUUGUUCGACAACCAUUCCUCACUUUCUCUCUCUCUCUCUCUCUCUCUCUCUCUCUUUUUGAUCUCUCUCUUUCCCCCCUCUCCAAAAAUCCCACCGGACCGUUUGGAGGGCUGUUGCUUUUUCUCAUCCUUAAAUCAGCUGGAAAAGUUUCUAAAACCCAGUGAGAUACCCAGGUUUUUCUGAUACUAGGGAUGGAAGGUAACGGGGCGGGCGGGGAACUGAAAGGAGACAGAAAGAGGGGAAGGGGAGAGAAAAACCCGCCACGGAUAUUUCCGCAUCGAAUCGUUCUUGGAGAGUCUCCCUUUUUACCUCCGGAGAGAACCUCGUGUAAACGACUGGAACUCUGGUUUUUUUUCUUUUAGCCUCUUAAUGAAAAUAUCGUAGAAUUCUAGCAUAGCGACGAGCAGCUGUUUAUUUUAAGUUGAACAGAAGCCAUUUGGGGAGGGGAGGGGGUUUGGAAAAGGCAGAAGAGGAGACUGGGAAACCAGGUUGCAGGGAAGGGGUGGGGAACACGGGUCUCGCCGAACGAGGGAAGGGGCUCGAACCACGAAUCUGUUCUCGUCAUCUUUUGUUUUUCUUUUCUUUCUUUUUUUUUUUCUUUUGAAGUGCAAUAACUCGGUGUGUUUUGGAAGGCGGUUAUU